GACCAAAUUAGUUUUUAUCAGAUGUACUAUAUGCCAAUUCCCACCUCAAAAAAUUAAAAAAUUUCAAGUUUUACCCACCAAGAUCCUUUAAAAAUUGAAUCUUUUCAUUCUUGAUCUCUCAAUUUUUUGCUAAAUUUAUCAAGAUUCAAUCUUUCUUAAAACCCCAUUGGAUAAAAAUGCAUGAUUUUUGCUUUACAAUCCCCUAUGGUUUGAUUCUUGUGUGUGGUGGAAUUAUAGGGUAUUCCAAGAAAGGAAGUUUAGCUUCCUUGGGUGGAGGUUUGGGUACUGGUUUUUUGCUCAUUUUAGCUGGUUACUUGAGUCUCCAAGCAUUUCACAAGCGCAAAAACUCUUACUUUGCUUUGUUUCUUGAAACAGGUUGUGCUGCUGUGUUAGCAUGGGUCAUGGGACAGCGGUACAUGCAAACUUCAAAGAUAAUGCCAGCUGGUGUUGUUGCGGGUAUCAGUGUGGUAAUGACUGGAUUUUACCUUUAUAAGAUUGCCAGUGGUGGAAACCAUUUCCCAUCUAAAACUGAGUAAUAGCAUUUCAUUAUAACCGCGGUUCCAGGUCCAGACUGUUUGUACUGAGAAGAGCUGGGACUCUUAUCGCGAAUUACUGUAUACGUUCACACUUACACACUUUUUAUCUUGUUUUUGAACUUAACAACAUUGUCUUAAUGAAUAGAAUUUGAGUUUGUGUUACCGUUCAUGUCAUUUCGUCUUUGAUUCAGUAUUUGAAUUUGCAGCUAUGGUGUAAUUUGUGGAUGUUGAAUGAAUUGCAAUGCUAUUA
Messenger RNA from Solanum tuberosum (potato), 786 nucleotides. RefSeq names its product protein FATTY ACID EXPORT 5-like. NCBI's taxonomy places the organism in Eukaryota, Viridiplantae, Streptophyta, Magnoliopsida, Solanales, Solanaceae. Bases 177 to 536 code for a protein of 119 amino acids. Gene Ontology annotation, cellular component: chloroplast inner membrane. Gene Ontology annotation, biological process: fatty acid transport. The record is from RefSeq and is a predicted model, not a curated record. The transcript has 3 exons. Gene Ontology annotation, molecular function: fatty acid transmembrane transporter activity.